AUGGCGACCACAACCACCACCGUCACCGAGAGGAAGGCUCCGGUCAUGAUGGCCACAAAGGGCGCCACUACCCCCGUCCCUGACGUGAAGACGCUGCGAGACGCCAUCCCCGCUCAUUGCUUCGAGCGCUCCCUGGUUCGCUCCAUGGGAUACGUUGUCCGCGACCUCGUAGCUGUCAGCACUCUUUUCUACUCUGCCACCCUUUUGGCCAGAGCCGAUUUGCCAUUGUACCUCAGCGCUCCGCUAUGGACGCUCUACAGCUUUGUCACCGGCUGCUUCUUCACCGGCCUCUGGAUUCUGGCUCACGAGUGCGGCCACGACUCAUUUUCUCCCUAUCUUAACGUCAACGCCACAAUGGGAUGGAUCCUCCACAGCAUGCUCCUUGUGCCAUUCUUCAGCUGGAAGUUCAGCCACGCAAGGCACCACCGUUACCACAACCACAUGGAGAAGGACACGGUUUUCGUGCCAAACCGCAAGCCUGCGGAGAAAGCCGCUAACCCUGCGGCACCCACUCUUGUUGAGAAGAUCAUGGACCACACCGCAGCCGACGCGCCCAUCUUCAGCAUUGCCUCUCUGGCCGUCCACCAGCUUUUCGGCUGGCCCGCUUACAUUCUGAUCAACGCUGGCGCUGGUGUCAACAGCAUGGUCCGCUCAAACCGCAAGGAAACCCCCAAGUACAAGCAAAGCCAUCUGGACCCUACAUCCGACGUUUUCACCGCCGGCGAGCAGCCCUUCGUAGCCCUCUCCAAUGUCGGCAUCCUCAUCACUUUCACCGUCCUGUACCAGGUCUCCAAAUCUCUUGGCGGCUUGAACACAUUCCUGCUCUAUGGCCUCCCGUACCUGUGGAUGAACCACUGGAUCGUCGCGAUUACGUACCUGCACCACACCCACGAGGAUGCUGCGCAUUACGAGGCCGACGAGUGGACUUUCGUCAAGGGCGCGCUUUCCACCAUUGACCGUGAAUUCGGCUUCAUUGGCCGCCACAUCUUCCACGGAAUCAUCGAGUACCACGUCGUGCACCACAUGUUUCCCCGCAUCCCCUUCUACCACUGCGAGGAGGCUACUUGGGCUGUUGCACCCCUGCUCGGCGAGAGGUACAUUGAGCAGCGCACAAACUUCUUCGCCGACCUUUGGGAGGCGUUCACUACGUGCAAGUAUGUUGUUCCUGGAACUGGUGCCAAGGCUGGUGCGCUUGUAUCUCUUGGUUCAUGGGGGAUGAAGAUGAGGAUGCGAUCACUCGCAGCAAAAGUAAUCGAUGUCUUCAUUCAAUUUGCUUCGAUGUGGCUUCGGGCUGCAGUGCUUUUGGUCGUGAAGCGUAAUGGUCCGCACACCAAGCUCAAGCCUCCCAAGCAGCCGCCCAACCCAAACGAUGCGCUCUGCAACAUGGCUGAUGGGAAUGUUGAGAAGCAGCCCCAUGACGCGACAGACGAUGCGGCUCCGUCAGACGUUGAGAAGACUUCGCCCAGUUUGACAAAGGAAGCAGAGGCAGAAGAAGAAAAGCUCGAGAAGUUACGCCUCGAAUAUGGUGUAUGUAGCAUCCUCUCCGCGUUCAUGACUUCACUUCCUAACACAGUCCAGAGCACAUGGCCAUCCCCAACCUCGCCCUCAAAUCCCUACAACUGGCCCUCCCACAGAAAAAUCCUCAUCGGAACCAUCUUCUCGUUCGGUCAACUCAUCCCCAUCAUGUCUGCCAGCAUGAUUGCGCCAUCUCUUGGUGACAUCGCCAGGGACCUACGCAUCAGCGCAUCGACGGCGCAAAUCACACUGUCGAGCUACUUUCUGGGCAUGGCUUUUGCGCCGCUAGUAAUUGCGGCGCUGAGCGAGAUGUAUGGUCGUAAGAGAGUUUGGGUGGCGUGCAACGCCUGGUAUGUGGUUUGGAAUGCGUUAUGUCCUGUGGGCAGGAGUGCGGGUUUGAUGAUUGUUGGAAGGGUCAUGACGGGGGCGGGGGCGUGUGUUGGGGUUACGCUCAAUGGGCCUGUGAUGGCGGACAUGUAUGGCAAAAGAGAUCGCGGAAAGUCUCUCGCCAUCGUUACACUGCUUCCGUAUCUAGGACCUGCUCUUGGACCUCUGAUUGGAGGUCUCGUAACUCAGUAUAUCCACUGGUCGUGGGUGUUCUGGAUCAUGAGUAUCAUCGAUGCAGCCGUGUUACUCCUCGGCCUCGUCAUCAUACGCGAAACGUACACGCCAGUGCUUCUACGACGCAAAGCUGCGCACGAAGGUACUCCAGUACCUCCCAAGAAAUCGCACAUCAGGACGAGUCUGCUACGACCGCUGCACAUACUUGUGAACCGACCUGUGAUCUGGCCGAUCUCGUUAGUCAGCACGUUGGCUUUCGGUGUAUACUGCUUGAUGCUGUCUUCAUACGCAACACUCUGGAUCGACAAGUACCAUCAAACCGAGCUCAUCAGCAGUCUGCACUACAUCUCAGUCGCUCUCGGCACAACCAUCGCCGGUCAAAUCGGUGCCAGAGUAAUGGAUCGUGUAUAUCACAAACUCAGCAGCCGAAAUGGCAGCAAAGGCAUCCCAGAGUAUCGCAUACCUUACCUCGCUCCAGGCAUUUUGCUCAUACCAAUUGGACUAGUCUGGUACGGGUGGUCCGCUGAACGCAAACUCGCAUGGAUCAUGGUCGACAUCGGAACGGUCAUCUUCACCCUCGCCAGCUUCAUCGCCUCACAAGGCAUUUUGGCGUAUCAGCUGGAUGAGUUUGCGCAAUUCAGCGCAUCGGCGAAUGCGGCAAGUCGUGUUGUGUCGUACGUUCUUGCGUUCGCUUUUCCUAUCUUCGCGCCGGCGAUGUAUGGCAAGCUGGGCUACGGGUGGGGGAAUAGCGUGUUGGCUCUCGUGGUUAUCGCGCUUGGACUCCCCGUAUGUUGGGUUCUGUGGUAUUGGGGUGCAACGUUGAGGUCCCUCGGGCGGGCUUCUGGUGCGGAAGUCUCGAGCUGA
Molecule: messenger RNA, 2940 nt
Organism: Parastagonospora nodorum SN15
Lineage: Eukaryota; Fungi; Ascomycota; Dothideomycetes; Pleosporales; Phaeosphaeriaceae
Exons: 7
Coding region: 1-2940 (979 amino acids)
Biological process (GO): transmembrane transport; lipid metabolic process
Cellular component (GO): membrane
Molecular function (GO): transmembrane transporter activity; oxidoreductase activity
Source: RefSeq, a predicted model, not a curated record